Neoarius graeffei (lesser salmon catfish) is the source of this 2030-nucleotide messenger RNA. RefSeq names its product sulfotransferase 6B1-like. Bases 7 to 906 code for a protein of 299 amino acids. Gene Ontology annotation, molecular function: sulfotransferase activity. Gene Ontology annotation, biological process: sulfation. Gene Ontology annotation, cellular component: cytoplasm. NCBI's taxonomy places the organism in Eukaryota, Metazoa, Chordata, Actinopteri, Siluriformes, Ariidae. The transcript has 7 exons. The record is from RefSeq and is a predicted model, not a curated record.
GACAAGAUGUCUGGUCAGGUUUCUGAAGCAAAUCUAAGAUCCAAGAUGGAGCAGGGCAUGAAUAUGAAGGAUGAGGAGAAGCUUUACAAAAGAAAUGGGAUCCUCUACUCCACGAUCAUGAGCCCACCGGAGAACCUGGAUGCCUUGAAGGACCUGGAGGCCAGGGAGGAUGACGUCACGCUGGUGGCAUAUCCCAAAUGUGGUUGUAACUGGAUGGUGGGAGUGCUGAGGAAAAUUAUGACUACAUGUGGAUACACUCUCCCUCAAAUACCCCUGCUGCUCGAGUUCCACCCUCCAGAUGCACAGAAGGUUGUAGCCCAGAUGUCAUCAAGGCGGAUGCUUAUGACUCAUUUGCACCCUGAAGCUAUCCCUGUUUCAUUUAGGACCAAUAAAACAAAGAUGUUGGUGGUGUUUCGAAACCCCAAAGACACUCUUGUUUCUUAUUACCAUUUCACAAACAACAACCCGGUGUUGCCCAGUGCCAAGUCCUGGGACAAAUUCUUCUCUGAUUUCAUGUCUGGUGAAGUGGGCUGGGGUUCAUAUUUUGACCACGCCCUGGCCUGGGAGAAAAAUAUCGACAACCCAAACGUGUUGAUUGUGACAUAUGAGGAACUAAUUGAGAACCUGUUUGAGGGUGUAAAGAAAAUCGCAGCCUUCUUCAGCUUCACCCUGACGGAUGAACAGGCCAAGGUGAUCGCCGGAGAGAGCACAUUCACAGCCAUGCGCUCAAGCGCUGAAAAUUCUCAUGGAAAUUUUGCCAGCGUCAUUUUCCGAAAAGGUGUGGUAGGAGACUGGAAGAACCACUUCAGUGAGGCCCAGAGUAAACAGAUGGAUGAAGAGUUCAAGAAGAAACUAUCAGGAACCAAACUGGGAGCCAAGCUUAAAUACGAGCUGUACUGCCAGUAGUCUGAAACAUUAAACACUGUGAAAAUUACUUUAAUAGUUAAAUAAGUUGCAGCAAAAUACAGUAAUUUAUCAUAAAUAAUCAUUACAUUGCUACUAUUUGUUAGUGCUACCAACUUUGCUGGAGGAGGUUAUGGUUUCGCGUCAGUUUGUUUGUUGGUUUCAUUGUCUGUUCUCAAAACUCAAAAAGUAGUGAAUGGAUUUUGAUGAAAUUUGGAGGAAAGGUGGACUAUGGGCUAAGGAACAAUUGAUUAGAUUUUGAUGCAAAUCCAAGUUUGUAUGUGGAUCCAAGAUCUAGAUACAUAUGUGGAUCCUGGAUUUUUUUUGUCUUUUCCCAACGUAACUCAAAAAGUAGUGAACGGAUUUUGACGAAAAUUUGGAGGAAAAGUGAGCCAUGAGUAAAAGAACAAUUUAUUAGAUUUUGAUGCAAAUCCAGGUAUGUAUGUAGAUCCAAGAUCCAGAUAUGUUUGUGGAUCCAAGAUCUGGGUACAUAAGUGAAUCCAGGAUUUUUUUUUUUUUUGCUUCUUCCCAACGUAGUGAACAGAUUUUGAUGAAAUUUGGAGGAAAGUUGAACCAUGGGCCAAGGAACAAUUAAUUUGACUUUGAUGCAAAUCCAGAUAUGUGGAUCCAAGAUCCAGAUAUGUAUGUGGAUCAAAUAAUUUUUUUAAAAUUUAUUAUUGUGUGUGUGUGUGUGUGUGCGUGUGUGCGUGCGUGUUUUCCCAACAUAACUCAAAAAGUAGUGAAUGGAUUUUGAUGAAAUUUGGAGGAAAGGUGGGCCAUGGGUCAAGGAACAAUUUAUUAGAUUUUGAUGCAAAUCCAGAUAUGUAUGUGGAUCUAGGAUUUUUUUUUUUUUUUGCCUCUUCCCAAUGUACCUCAAAAAGUAGUGAACAGAUUUUAAUUAAAUUUGGAGGAAAGAUAAACCAUGGGUCAAGGAACAAUUCUUUAGAUUUUGAUGCAAAUCUAGAUAUGUAUGUAGAUCCAAGAUCCAGAUAAGUAUGUGGAUCCAGGAUUUUUUUUUGCCUUUUCCCAACAUAAUUCAAAAAGCAGUGAACAGAUAUGGAUGAAACUUGGUGUACAGCUUUAGCAUUGUCCUAGGUUCAAGUGACUUGAUCUUGAUGUUUAUAAUA